AUGAGAGAGCGAACACAAUUAGCACAUGAAAAAGCGAAAAUUGAAGUUUUUCUGAACGAUAGCGAUCCAAUUCGCUUCCAUGCACAAUAUGGUUUCCACUUAACAUCAACGCAAUGUGCAUUAAAUGAAAUUUCAUUUCUUCGUCUUCUUCUUUGCCAUCAUCAACUUCAUCUCCGUUUUUCUAUUCCAUUUUACUAG
Molecule: messenger RNA, 198 nt
Organism: Clunio marinus
Lineage: Eukaryota; Metazoa; Arthropoda; Insecta; Diptera; Chironomidae
Source: the annotation of a GenBank genome assembly